CCCAGUAAAUUCUUCCAUUGUUGGCCUUCAAGCUUUUCGGCUCUCUCUCUCUCUGCUAUUAGUUGAUUGAUCAUCAAUGGAUUCUCAACCUGUUGAACCAGUCAGCUACAUCUGUGGAGAUUGUGGGCAGGAGAAUACCCUAAAGCCUGGUGAUGUGAUACAGUGUCGUGAAUGUGGUUAUCGUAUUCUCUACAAGAAGAGGACUCGAAGAAUCGUGCAGUAUGAAGCUCGGUGAUGCUUAAAGUCAUUUGGAAGAACAGCAAGAGUUCUGCUCGUAUGGAAGUAGAUGUUAAAAACGUAAUAGCUAGUAUUAAAUAUCACGCGUGUCAGCGUGGCCAUUGUGUGUCUUUACCUAUCUGUGUGUGAUUUCUUCGUGUUCACAUGUUGUUAGUCUAUAUGGCAAGUUCAACUCUAACUCAGCGUGGUUGAAUAUUGUAGAAAUUUCUCAAACACAAUGUCUUGUGGUCUAUUGUGGAAAAUCCGUUUAUGUUAAAAUCUUCACGAGUUGUGUCUUA
This is a messenger RNA of Solanum dulcamara, 515 nucleotides long. RefSeq names its product DNA-directed RNA polymerases II, IV and V subunit 12. The transcript is spliced from 3 exons. Gene Ontology annotation, biological process: DNA-templated transcription. Bases 77 to 235 code for a protein of 52 amino acids. Gene Ontology annotation, molecular function: DNA binding; DNA-directed RNA polymerase activity; zinc ion binding. The record is from RefSeq and is a predicted model, not a curated record. NCBI's taxonomy places the organism in Eukaryota, Viridiplantae, Streptophyta, Magnoliopsida, Solanales, Solanaceae. Gene Ontology annotation, cellular component: RNA polymerase I complex; RNA polymerase II, core complex; RNA polymerase III complex.